Molecule: messenger RNA, 1412 nt
Organism: Gavialis gangeticus (Gharial)
Lineage: Eukaryota; Metazoa; Chordata; Crocodylia; Gavialidae
Gene: TEAD1
Product: TEA domain transcription factor 1
Exons: 12
Coding region: 84-1373 (429 amino acids)
Biological process (GO): embryonic organ development; hippo signaling; regulation of transcription by RNA polymerase II
Cellular component (GO): transcription regulator complex
Molecular function (GO): RNA polymerase II cis-regulatory region sequence-specific DNA binding; DNA-binding transcription factor activity, RNA polymerase II-specific
Source: RefSeq, a predicted model, not a curated record
GCUUAGGCUUGGAGACCCCAGCCAUCAUCAUUGAGCCCAGCAGCUGGAGCGGCAGCGAGAGCCCUGCCGAAGACAUUGAAAGAAUGAGUGAUUCUGCAGAUAAACCUAUUGACAAUGAUGCAGAAGGUGUCUGGAGCCCUGACAUUGAACAGAGCUUUCAGGAGGCUCUAGCUAUCUAUCCACCAUGUGGGAGGAGGAAAAUAAUCUUAUCAGAUGAAGGCAAAAUGUAUGGUAGGAAUGAAUUGAUAGCCAGAUACAUCAAACUUAGAACGGGAAAGACACGGACCAGGAAACAGGUGUCUAGUCACAUACAGGUCUUAGCAAGAAAGAAAGUUCGAGAAAUUCAAGCCGCCAUUAAGGUGUCUAGUCACAUUCAGGUUCUUGCCAGAAGGAAAUCUCGUGAUUUUCAUUCCAAGCUGAAGGAUCAGACUGCAAAGGACAAAGCACUCCAACACAUGGCAGCAAUGUCAUCAGCUCAGAUAGUAUCAGCUACUGCUAUUCACAACAAGUUGGGCCUGCCAGGAAUUCCCCGUCCUACAUUUCCUGGUGCACCUGGGUUUUGGCCAGGAAUGAUACAAACAGGGCAGCCUGGAUCCUCGCAAGAUGUAAAGCCAUUCGUUCAGCAGGCCUAUCCUAUACAGCCAUCAGUCACAGCUCCUAUAUCAGGAUUUGAGCCUGCUUCAGCUCCAGCUCCUUCAGUUCCCGCUUGGCAGGGCCGAUCAAUUGGUACAACCAAGCUCAGACUGGUGGAAUUCUCAGCUUUUCUUGAACAGCAGAGAGACCCAGAAUCAUACAACAAACACCUCUUCGUGCACAUUGGACAUGCCAACCAUUCUUACAGCGACCCAUUGCUUGAAUCGGUGGACAUUCGUCAAAUUUAUGACAAAUUCCCUGAAAAGAAGGGAGGUUUAAAGGAACUGUUUGGAAAAGGGCCUCAAAAUGCCUUCUUCCUAGUAAAAUUCUGGGCUGACUUAAAUUGCAACAUUCAGGAUGACACAGGAGCAUUUUAUGGAGUAACCAGCCAGUACGAGAGCUCAGAAAAUAUGACAAUCACCUGUUCCACCAAAGUCUGUUCAUUUGGGAAGCAAGUAGUAGAAAAAGUAGAGACGGAAUAUGCAAGGUUUGAGAAUGGCCGAUUCGUGUACAGAAUAAAUCGCUCUCCGAUGUGUGAAUAUAUGAUCAACUUCAUACACAAGCUCAAGCAUUUACCAGAGAAAUAUAUGAUGAACAGUGUGUUGGAAAAUUUUACAAUUUUAUUGGUUGUAACAAACAGGGAUACGCAAGAAACCCUACUCUGCAUGGCUUGUGUAUUUGAAGUUUCGAACAGUGAACACGGAGCACAACAUCACAUCUACAGGCUUGUAAAGGACUGAAUGGUUAUUUAUAUAUACACUUCAUUACACUUCUUUAUC